CCUUAUCUUUUUAAAUGCAAAUCUUCUUCGGGAUAUAUUACCCCCGCGCCUCUCUCUCUCUCUCUCUCCCUCCCUCGCUCCACGUCACCUGCCCUCGGUGGUGGGCCUGGCCGGGCCAUUCCUAAGAGAGCCUCUUGUCAACAAUCGCUCAUCCUCCUCUGCGCAGCGCUGCUGGCUGGCUUGGCCGAGGGAGCCGGCGGCUCCCUGAGGGACGAGGCUCGGCUCCUCUGCGCCUGGAGACAACGGCAGCCACGGGGUGGGGGCCGAUCCCCGCACCCGAGCCCAGCCCCCACCCCGGCCCCCAGCAGUAUGUGGAGAAGCGUCGCUCGUCUCCGGCCACCAUGUACGUGAGCUACCUGCUGGACAAAGAGGGGCCCUCCAUGUACCCCGGCUCGGUGCGCCACGCAGGGGGGCUCAACCUGGCCGCCGCCGCCGCUGCCGCCGCCGCGCAGAACUUCGUGGGCAGCCCCCAGUACACGGACUACGGCGCCUACCACGUGCCCGCGGGGAUCGGGCUGGACAAUGCUCAGUCGCCUGGCUCGCCUUGGCCCGGCGCUUACGGCGCGCCCCUCCGCGACGACUGGAACGGCUACGGGCAGGGGGCGGCCCCGGGGGCGGCGGCGGCGGCGGCUGCCAGCGCCAUGCACGGACCCGCCGCGGCAGGCUUGGCCUACAGCCCCGCCGGAGACUACCACCCGCACCCGCACCCGCACCACCACCACCCCGCUCAGGGCCCUCCGGCGCCCUCCUGCGGGGUCCCCCCUUCCGCAGGGCUGAUGCAGCCUCUCAACCCGCCGCCCGGCUCGGAGCAGCUCUCGCCUGGUGGCCAGCGGCGAAACAUCUGCGAGUGGAUUCGGAAACCCACGGCGGGGGGACCCGUGAAAACCAGAACGAAAGACAAAUACCGUGUAGUCUACACAGAUCACCAGCGACUGGAGCUGGAAAAGGAGUUUCACUACAGCCGCUACAUCACCAUUCGGAGGAAAGCAGAACUGGCAGCCACGCUGGGAUUAUCAGAGAGACAGGUAAAAAUCUGGUUUCAGAACAGGCGGGCAAAGGAGAGGAAGAUCAACAAGAAGAAGAUGCAACAGACUCAGCCGGGUGGCGUGCACAGUGGGUCAGAACCUAUGAGCCCAGUCUCCUCCAUGCAGCCAGGGACAACUGGCUCUGGUCCUAGUGGAGCGGUGUUGGGUUCCACUGGCCUGGUGCCACCCACAGCGCAGUGACGGUAGCUGGAAGGAAAGACUGAAUAGCUGGGGAUUCCUGCUCUCCUCACUGAAGGGGGAAGCACAUGUGCACCCACCAGUCCCUGGUGGCCAGGGCUGCUGCCCCCUCAAAGAAACUGAUGGGGUGAGGACAUGGGCUCUCCUUCCCGUCUGUGUGCUAGGAUGGACUUCCCUAUACAUUGUCACACUCCAGCCCUUUGCUGCAUGUUUGUACACAAUGCACUGUGAGCGACCCAAGUUUUUGUUGGGAUGUGGGAGGGAGGGGAGUUGAUUUUUUUUUUAAUAGAAAAAAAUUGCUUCAUUUCCACACUGCGGGAGGUGCCCUGUAGCUGCCACUUCUCCACCGACCCUUCUCUUCAUGAUGAAAACGGCGUAUCUCAGGGAAUUGGGCCCGGAAUGCCUUGCUGGUUGCUGUUCUUGUUUGUUUUUUUAUGACCAAUGUUGUUAGGCUAAUGAUGCAUUUUAAUGGGAGAAAAGCAAGGGGAUAAAAUUAAAGCAUAUUUCUCUUUUGUUUCCUUGGUACCGUAAAUAUACCCAAAGGAGGACUAUUUUGCCUUACAGCUCACAGGAAGAUAGGGAGGGGCCGAAAAGCUCCAAAGCAAAUUACUUGUAAAAGGGCUCCAAUCCAGUGGGAAAUGGUCUUGCUCAGGUCUGAUGGGAUAGGCUGAUGGCCACCCAGAUCUAGUUUUAUGUGCGGUGUGCUGAGUGGUAGCAGAACUCUAUGGAAAGAAGGAACUCCAUUUUGAGUAGCAAGUGGGACUCAAGUUACAAUUGUUUUGAAAAGGAAGUUGCAAAAAUGUUCACAGUAGGGCAAUUCACACGACUAUAAAUUGGAUGGGAGACAAGUCCUACCCAGUUUCGGGAGCUAGACAUGCUUCCAUUUUGUCACCAUAUCUUAAAUAAAAACAAAGUCAGAGUUGGGGAGCCUGAUCAUCAAUCAAGGAUGAGUGCACCCUACCCAGUGCCACCUAGAUACUGAUCGAGGUAGGUGGGGGAAACAUCCUACCCAGCUAGGGCUUGACUGACCAUCAAGAUCCCCACCUUUGACCUCAUUUUUAUCUAAUGCAUGAUGGAAAACCAGGAGCAUGCCCAGCUCCUGAAUGAGGGUAGGAGGUUUAUCCCAAUGACAACCAUGUGAACUGCCCUUGUGUGGGCAAAAAUGUUCAGUGUAAGGAGCAAUGUUACCUGUAAAAGGGAUUCCCCAAUGUUCCCAAACUGCAACUCCCAGAAUCCCCAGCUGCAGUGGCCUUUGGCUGGGGAUUAGAAGUAUUAUUUUGAAUAUUCCACUUUUUAACAAAAAGGGGUUUACAUUGAAAAAGGAAUAAGGACAAGACAUUCAUUGAGUUUAUUAGACUUCAUACAUAAGUGCAAUCCAGAGAGUAUUUGCAGUCUAAUCUAUGCAUGUCUAUUCAGAAAUAAGUCCCCUAUAAAUUCUGAGUAAUUUAUAUGAUCAGGCUGUUGAUGUAAUUAUGGUUUCAAUCCUAAACAUAUUUACUUGAAAGUAGUUAUUUGGAAUUUAUUGGCCCAACUGACAACCUUUUUAGGUUUAAAGCAGUUGUAUUUGGUGUACAGGUUGGUGUUUAUCAUUUUAUUUUAAAAGCUUCCAAACUGCUUUUCCAACCAGCAAAUGCUCAUGGUAGCUUAUAAUAAAAAAAGACAGAAGGCAGUGGGAAAUGUUUGACUAGAAUUUCAGUUGUGUUUAGAAGUACUCCAUUUAUGUCUGUGAAGCUACCUCCAAGUAAAUGUCAGACUGU
This is a messenger RNA of Hemicordylus capensis (graceful crag lizard), 2980 nucleotides long. RefSeq names its product caudal type homeobox 2 (gene CDX2). Gene Ontology annotation, molecular function: RNA polymerase II transcription regulatory region sequence-specific DNA binding; DNA-binding transcription factor activity, RNA polymerase II-specific. Gene Ontology annotation, biological process: cell differentiation; embryo development; anterior/posterior axis specification. The coding region runs from base 342 to 1226 and encodes 294 amino acids. The record is from RefSeq and is a predicted model, not a curated record. The transcript is spliced from 3 exons. Gene Ontology annotation, cellular component: nucleus. Lineage: Eukaryota; Metazoa; Chordata; Lepidosauria; Squamata; Cordylidae.